CCCUCCCCCUCACUCGUUUGCUCUCGAUCUCCUUCCUUGCUCGCUCCCCUACUCCCUCCAACUCUACCCGCCUCCUCUCGCGGGCGCGCGCAUGCAUGGACACCGUCUCCGGCGGCCGCGCGUGAACCAGGAGACAUGAACAGGGGUCACAUCAGCAGCUCGGAGCUCAUCGACGCCAAGCUCGAGGAACACCGGAUCUCCACCGCCAGGCACUGCCCCAACUGCCGCCACAAGCUCGACUGCAAACCGAAGGAUUGGUUGGGGCUACCGGCUGGCGUCAAGUUCGAUCCGACAGACCAGGAGCUGAUCGAGCACCUCGAGGCCAAGGUGAGGGAAGAAGGCUCGAGAUCUCACCCUCUUAUCGAUGAGUUUAUACCCACCAUAGACGGCGAGGACGGCAUAUGCUACACACAUCCUGAGAAACUUCCAGGUGUGACAAUGGACGGCCUAAGCAAGCAUUUCUUCCAUCGCCCUUCCAAGGCGUACACGACGGGCACGAGGAAGCGGCGCAAGAUACAGACGGAGUGCGAUGUGCAUAAGGGGGAGACGAGGUGGCACAAGACCGGCAAGACACGACCGGUGAUGGCCAACGGCCGGCAGAAGGGCUGCAAGAAGAUCCUGGUGCUCUACACCAACUUCGGCAAGCACCGCAAGCCUGAGAAAACUAACUGGGUGAUGCAUCAGUAUCACCUCGGUGACCUCGAGGAGGAGAAGGAGGGGGAGCUCGUCGUUUGCAAGAUCUUCUACCAGACACAGCCCAGGCAGUGCAGCUGGUCCGCCUCCUCAGACCGUGGUGGUGCCGGUGGUGCCGUAGCCAUUGCCGCCGCCGCGGCAGUGACGGUGCAGGAGCAGCGUAUGAGGGACAGCGGCAGCGGCAGCUCCUCGUCGAGGGACCACGAGGCGUUGUCGGCCACGUCGUACCCGGCCGGGUAUGCCAUGGCGGCCGCCGUCGAGAUGCAGCACUUGAAACACUCCGGCGACCAUUUCAGCUUCGCGCCUUUCAGGAAGAGCUUCGAGGAGGUUGGUAUAGGCGGCGACCAGGUGACGUCCGAUCAGCUUGGACGAUCAGAGCAUCAGCAGCAUACUGGCCAGGAACAGCAGCCUCACCGGCCGGACCUUGCAACGACGGCCGUGCCUGCCACGGCCUUCCUGGUCAGCAGGCCGACGAACCCCAUCUCAGCUACCGUUCCGCCACCGUUGCAGCACACUUCUGUCGUGCUGGACCAUGAUCAGUUUCACGUGCCAGCAAUUUUUCUCGACCACGACAAAUUUCAGAACAUGCAACAACAGCAACAGCACCAGCAAAAGAUUGACCGCAGGUCUGCUGGCUUGGAAGAACUGGUAAUGGGGUGCACGUCUACAUGCACAAAAGGAGAGACUUCGAUUCCUCACUCCCAAGAGACAGAAUGGCCUUACCCAUACUGGCCUCCUGACAACCAAGAUCAUCAUGGAUAGUAGCAACAAGACUGGUAAAUACCAGAUUAAACAAAAGCAACCACGACCUCUUUCUCUAGCUAGUAUGGUCUCUCCCUCCUUGAAUAUACGGUACUGCUUUCUUGGAGAAUGCACUACUGUUAAUUGGGAGAAGAACCGGGAGAUCUCAUAGAUCUUGCUCUGUCAAUGGGGGGAAAAGGAUACAAUUUAACUUUGCAAAGGUGUUGAGGGGAAAGAGGAGGAGAACGGUUGGGGAAAGGCAUUGUUGUGCUGACAUCAGAAUGGAGCCUGAUAGAAGCAUAACUAAUGAACCUUAAUCCAAGUUUGAUUAUAAGCACAUCAUUGUUUGUCACAACUUUUGAUGUGCAUUAGAUAUUUUUCAAUUGUAAAAAGUAAUACUGUUUGCAUGUACAUUAACUUUGUUUUUCGCUUAGUUUGAGACGCUUCUUUUUCUUUUUAGUGACGCAAAAUUGUUUAGUUUUAAUUGCUUACUGUUACUUUACUUUGUAACGAGUUGGAUUCACAUUCGAGAUUGUUUCCAAGAAAUAAAUUUAUGUUGAUGUA
Messenger RNA from Triticum dicoccoides, 1998 nucleotides. Its product is annotated as NAC domain-containing protein 75-like. Gene Ontology annotation, molecular function: transcription cis-regulatory region binding; DNA-binding transcription factor activity. The transcript has 7 exons. Gene Ontology annotation, biological process: regulation of DNA-templated transcription. Gene Ontology annotation, cellular component: nucleus. The coding region runs from base 136 to 1455 and encodes 439 amino acids. The record is from RefSeq and is a predicted model, not a curated record. NCBI's taxonomy places the organism in Eukaryota, Viridiplantae, Streptophyta, Magnoliopsida, Poales, Poaceae.